Pieris napi is the source of this 2385-nucleotide messenger RNA. RefSeq lists its product as uncharacterized. The coding region runs from base 668 to 1633 and encodes 321 amino acids. Lineage: Eukaryota; Metazoa; Arthropoda; Insecta; Lepidoptera; Pieridae. The record is from RefSeq and is a predicted model, not a curated record. The transcript has 2 exons.
GUACUGUUAUAUAUUUAAAACCUUAGAGACAACCCUAUGUCAGCCUCUAUUUUAGCAAGCUUGCAUUCUCCUAUUCAACUGCCAUGAGCAUUAUCUUUCAGCUUAAAGUCAGUCCCAUUUUACGAUUCAAACCGAGCAGUUGCCUUUCUAAAUCUGUAUUUCUAAAUAAAUCCUUUGUGUAAAAUAAAAUCUCUUUUUUAAAACUCUAAAUCCGGGACGUCGUAUAACAUUGGUGGCAGCUCAAGGGAUUUUUAAAAAAUCCUCGGUACGCCUCAGUUUGGCAGUCGCGACUAACGAGUGAUUACAAAAGUGAAUAUUUCUGUGAAUAACUAGAUUUUCCUAUUCGCUGUGAAUUCUAAAAUUGUUUUGUGAAGAAACAUCCGCCGUCUCCGCCCCAUACAUCAAAGAUGUUCAUUGGUAAAACUGCAGCAUUCCUGUAAGUCUUCAAAAAAAAAAAUCCUAUAUAUUCGUAUUUCAGUGUGUUGUGUAAAAAAAAAUUAGUGAAGUUCAAAGUGCUAAAAAUAGAAAGGUUUUAAUAAAUUACAAUCUCAUAAUUGGUUAUAAUACCAAUUAGAAAUCAGUGCAUCGCCUAAUCAGUUCUCAGUAACGCUAGCCGUCGUCGCGUCGUUAUCAGUAUUGUUUUGUCUAGGCCAUAUCCUACGUGAAGAUGCCUAAGGAAGAUGUUAUUGUACGCGAGUCUAAGAAUAGGCCAUCUACAGACGUUGAUUUAAAUAUAUUAAUUAAAUUCAUAAACAAAUUUGAUGGUAACCGAGAAAAAUUAAGUGCCUUUUUAAACAAUUGUAAAAAUGCGGUAGAACUUGCUACUCAAAAUCAACAGGACAUUUUAUUAAAAUUUAUUAUAAGUCAAUUAGAAGGUCGCGCAGAAACGGCUUGUUGUGUUAAAGAAUUCGAGAAUUGGCACCAGCUCGAAGAUUUCUUAAAAUCUCAAUUUGGGGAUAAAAAACACUAUGCUGCGCUGCUUUCUGAUUUACAGGAAUGUCGUCAAUUAGGCAACGAAACGGUCAACCAGUUUGCAUUACGAAUAGAGUCUUGCUUGUCAAAAUUAUUAUGCGAAAUUAAUAUAACUAUCCCUACUAAGAAAAAAGACGAACUGGCAGGCCGCGUCGCAGCUAUGAAAGACUUAGCGUUACACACGUUUGUAGUCGGCCUAAAUCCAAGAUUGUCUACAGUAGUUCGAUGCCGUGACCCUGAAUCUUUGAACGACGCCAUUAAUUUCGCUACUUCGGAGGAAAAGAUUAUCAAUGCUUUGACACGACGAAAUACUAAUUACUCGCAAACUCCAAAUACUCAGAAUCAGGCACGAUUCCGCCCAUCUCACUCAUCAUAUCCACAAAAUCGAUCAGCCUUACAACAUGGCACUAAUAAUAAUACAACAUCUGCCGCGUUUAGGCCCUCUAAUCCUAUAGUGUGCCGAUAUUGCAAGGCCCCAGGGCAUACUAUUGAAGGUUGUCGCAAACGAGAAUACAAUAAUAGGAAAUUUGGAAACAAUCAAAAUUCAAACUACCGCACAAACCCUACUACUUCCUUUCAAAAUCGGAACCAACCGAUUCAUGCAAUAGCUUCUUAUGAAGAUUAUGGUGUCGAUGAGACAGAUAAUCCUUUAAACGAAUAAAGGACUCCCGACGGUGUCUCCCGAGUCCGAAAUUUCAACGUCCUCUAUUGCUAUAUCCAAAUGACACCGCAAAUUCUAUAUCCUAUUACAAUUCCAGGGUCACACAACAGGGUAACCAGCCCCAAAAUGAAGACCAUAUUCCUAUUUCUAAAUCCAAGGUCACACAUCAGGGUAACCAGCCCCAAAACGAAGACCAUAUUCUCAUUUCUAAAUCCAAGGUCACACAACAGGGUAACCAGCCCCAAAACGAAGACCAUAUUCUCAUUUCUAAAUCCAAGGUCACACAGCAGGGUAACCAGCCCCAAAACGAAGACCAUGCUCCUAUUUCUAAAUCCAAGGUCACACAGCAGGGUAACCAGCCCCAAAACGAAGACCAUGCUCCUAUUUCAAAGUCCAAAGUUACACAGCAGGGUAGUCAAACUCAUAGUGGUAGCAACGUUAAUAAAUCAAUUACAAAAUCCUCUGUACCACAUAACCCUAGUUUUAAUAAUGGUGCAAUAAAUUCCCAACGAAGGACAUACAUGCCUGCCAUAUCUCCUCUUACAACAUCCAUGGUUGAUACCUCAAACAUCACACCUGAAAUAAAAAACAAUAUAUAUAACAAAAUACAUAACGUUACUUCAAAUCCAUCCGAAAAAUACUUACCCUUUGUGGAAGUUCAAACCUCUGUAUCUACCAAACGACUUAAGCUCCUUGUUGACAGUGGUGCAUCUAUUAGCCUUAUAAAGAAAUCAUCUAUUCAAAACAUGCCU